GAUUUACCAAGAAGGCUCCGAGGCCAGCGCCGCUGUAGUGGCCGUCGAGACCCCCACCAUCCACAAGCUCGAAGCAGGGAUAGACCCCAGCGCCAUCGAAACGAACGAGGAAAUUGAGAUCGCCUAUCCCAUCACCUGCGGGGAGAGCAAAGCCAUCCUGCUCUGGAAGAAGUUUGUCUGCCCGGGAAUUAAUGUCAAGUGUGUGAAGUUCAAUGACCAGCUGAUCAGCCCGAAGCAUUUUGUUCACCUGGCUGGGAAGUCUACCCUCAAGGACUGGAAGAGAGCCAUUCGCCUCGGAGGAAUCAUGCUGAGGAAGAUGAUGGACUCGGGGCAAAUCGACUUCUACCAGCACGAUAAAGUUUGCACCAACACCUGUCGAAGCACCAAGUUUGAUCUCCUGAUCAGCAGCGCCAGAGCACCGGUGCCGGGGCAGCAGAGCGUGGUGCAGACUCCGACAUCAGCUGACGGGAGCAUCACCCAGAUCGCGCUGUCGGAGGAGAGCAUGGAGGAGGGGAUUGAGUGGAACUCGGCUCUGACGGCUGCCGUCACCAUGGCCACUGAGGAAGGCAUGAAGAAGGACACGGAUGAGAUCUCGGAGGACACACUGAUGUUCUGGAAAGGAAUAGCUGACGUGGGGCUGAUGGAAGAGGUCGUAUGCAACAUCCAGAAGGAGAUAGAAGAAGUCCUAAGAGGGGUCCAGCAGAGGCUGGGUCAGUCUCCCUUCCAGAUGACAGAUGCUGCAGUCCUGAACAACGUUGCCCACACUUUUGGCCUGAUGGACACCGUCAAGAAGGUUUUGGACAACAGGAAAAACCAGACAGAGCAAGGAGAGGAACAGUUUCUUUACACCCUGGCAGCCAUGCAGGACAGCGGCGCGCUGGCGAACGGGGCGGCCGUGGUCAACCCCGUGGAACUGGUGGCCAUGGAGUCCGGCCUCACUUCCACCAUCCAAGCCGUGGAAGGCACCUCGGAUGACGGGCAGACCAUCAUAGAGAUCGACCCGGCGCCGGAUCCCGAAGCAGACACGGACGAGUCGGAGGGCAAAGCUGUGAUCCUGGAGACAGAGCUGAGGACUGAGGAGAAGGUGGUGGGAGACGUGGAGGACCACCAGCACCAGGUCCAUAACGUGGAGAUUGUGGUCUUGGAGGACUAGUGGGGAAGGCAAGCGUCAGUUUGGGGAAGAGUUGGGAAUUUGUUUUUGUUUUGGGCUUUUUUGUUAAGCAUCUUUUCCAGCCACCCCAUUUGUUUCCAUGGAUAUUUUCGUUGUCCUGUAUAUAGUAUAUAUA
This is a messenger RNA of Opisthocomus hoazin, 1286 nucleotides long. Lineage: Eukaryota; Metazoa; Chordata; Aves; Opisthocomiformes; Opisthocomidae. The record is from RefSeq and is a predicted model, not a curated record.